Messenger RNA from Entrophospora candida, 2038 nucleotides. The record is from the annotation of a GenBank genome assembly. NCBI's taxonomy places the organism in Eukaryota, Fungi, Glomeromycota, Glomeromycetes, Entrophosporales, Entrophosporaceae.
AUGUCACAAGUCUUACCGCCAGGGUGGAUAGAAGAGGUUGACGCAAAUAACAAUACAUAUUAUUUUAAUCCUGAAAAAAACAUAUCAUCGAUGAGCUUUCCGACCAAUAAACAACAACAACAACCACAACAACAACAAUGGCAAGAACCUCCUCCCCCAUACCAUCAACAACAACAACAACAAAAUUUUAACCAUUAUCAGAAUCAGCAGCAGUACCAGAAUCAGAAUCAACAGCAGUAUCAAAAUCAGCAUCAACAGUAUUCACAGCAGCAGUAUCCACAGCAGCAGUAUCCACAACAGCAGUAUUCACAACAGCAGCAGCAACAACCACAUUACUCCUUUAAUCCCAGUACUUCCGUAAUAGUAAAUCAAAUACAACCACAACAACCACAACUGCCACAACCACAACCGCCACAACAACAUUAUUCUUAUAAUACUACUUAUAACAAUGUAGUGAAUCCCAUACCACCGCCAAAACAACAACAAAUUUCAACUUAUAAUGUAGGCUCUAAUGCAGUCGUCCCUCAUUCAACACAAACUAAUAAUCAAAAUUAUAAUAAUACAACUCAAACUACUACUUAUCAACAACAACACCAACAGCCCGCACCAAUUGUAAAAGCAGCAGCAGUUGGUGUAAAAGCGACAGCUAUUGUUUGUAAUUCGAUGGCUCGGGGUCUUGCAAGCGCGUUUACUCCAACUACUAGGACCACCAUUAUUACAAAUAAUACUGUACAAACAAAAGUACAACGACCAUCGCAAACAGUAGUUCCAACAUAUAACGUUAAUAAUAAUACUCUACAUCAAAGAAAUCCAUCAUCAGAAAAUACACAACGACCUAAAAAGAAUCAACGACCACCCCCCGUUGAACCUCAACUAAAGAAAUCAAUAAAACAAAAAACACCCAAAGUACAAAAACUUCCUGAACCUCAACAGCCGCAAAAACAAAAGUCCAUAAAAAAAAAAUUACUUAAAGUACAAGAAUCUCUUGAAUUUCAUGAGCCACAGAAACAAAAAUCCACAAAACAAAAACUACAAAAUUCAAGAAAAGUCCAAACAAAAAAUCGGAAACAAACACAGCAACAACGAACUCGAACAAAAGAAGUCCCACGAAAGCGAGUACCAAGGCGAACACGUCGGCCACAACCAAACAGACAAGCAGACGAGCAAGAUCCAAAUCAAGAUGAUGAUGCAUCUGCACAAAAUUGUGAGGAUGACCAAAAUGAUAAUGCUGAGGAUGCUGAAAAUGAUUUUGACAUUGGUUCUGGAGGUGACGCUUUUGACAUGACUUCAUUAAAUGAUUCUCUUGAUACUGGAGGUGGAUUUGAUCUUGGUGGUGGUGGUGGUGGAUUUGAUCUUGGUGGUGGUGGUGGAUUUGAUCUUGGUGGUGGUGAUGGUGGAUUUGAUCUUGGUGGUGAUGGUGGAUUUGAUCUUGGUGGUGGAGGUGGAUUUGAUCUUGGUGGUGGAGAUGGAUUCGAUUUCGGUGGUGGAGGUGGAUUCGAUUUCGGUGGUGAUGGUGGAUUCGAUUUUGGUGGAGGUGGAUUCGAUUUUGGUGGUGAUGGGUUCGAUUUCGGUGGAGAUUUUGAUCCAUGCAUCUCCAUUGCAUGGUGUAAAAAAUAUGACAUACCAAUUGCUAAGAUUUUUAACAAAAGUCUUCAUGAAAAAUUCUGGUGGGCAUUGGAUGUCGAUGCAGAUUGGUUUAAAAUGCGUAGAAAGGAGCUGUCAGUUGUUCAACGUGAGCGAAUUAUUGGUGCAUAUAUUAAUGGCGUUAAACAAAAAGUUAUUUUUGCUCAGCUUGAUAUUCCUACCAGUACAAUAAAUGAUACUAUCAAACGGUAUAAAGAAACAGGUUCUGCAACACCUGAAAAACGUCCCGGUUAUCCAAAACUGCUCACUCAACGUGAUACACGCGUUUUACAACGUAUCGUCCAUGAUAACCUAUUUUCCCCUCUUGGUGAUAUAACAAAUAAAUUUAAUUCUCAUCUUAACACAACUUUGCAUUAUAAUACAGUUAGAAACUAUCUUCAUGACGAGGGUCUAG